Molecule: messenger RNA, 2812 nt
Organism: Cucumis melo (muskmelon)
Lineage: Eukaryota; Viridiplantae; Streptophyta; Magnoliopsida; Cucurbitales; Cucurbitaceae
Product: probable disease resistance protein At4g33300
Exons: 5
Coding region: 141-2600 (819 amino acids)
Biological process (GO): defense response to fungus
Molecular function (GO): ADP binding
Source: RefSeq, a predicted model, not a curated record
UGGUUAGGAGCUGGCGGCUAUGGUUCAUGUAAAGGUUAAUUUCGUAAAUUCAGUUAAUAGUGUUACCGAAAGCAAGGUUUAAAUAACAACGUCCCUCAGUUCCCUCCCCCGCCAUAGCUUUUUCUCCUCAAGCUCCAACAAUGGCGGUUACAGAUUUCUUUGUUGGAGAGAUAGCCACUGAGCUUCUCAGAAUGGUGGUACAACUUUCGACCAAAUCCUGCCUUUGUAAAACGACGGCAGCUCAAAUUGCCAAUUCUAUUCAACAAAUCCUGCCGAUUAUCGAAGAGAUCAAGUACUCGGGAGUUGAAUUACCCGCUCAUCGUCAAUUUCAGUUAGACCGCUUCAGCGAGACUCUUAGAAGAGGCAUCGAGAUUUCCGAGAAGGCUCUUAAAUGUGGCCGAUUAAACAUUUACAGAAACUUACGGCUCGCGAGGAAGAUGGAGAAGCUCGAAAAGGAUAUAUGUCGAUUCAUUAGUGGCACCAUGCAGGCGCAUAUACUGGCCGAUGUGCAUCAUAUGAGAUUCGAGACCACCGAGCGGUUUGACCGGCUUGAAGGUGUUUGGUUGGAGAGGCGGCUUGAGUCAAUGAAGAUUAGAGCAGAUGCUUCGGGAGAGGAAAGGUGGUGGGUUGAGGAGGCGUUGAAGAAGGCCGAGGAGGAGGAAAGGUAUGAGAGUAAUUUGGUGAAUAUAGGAACUGGAUUGCGUGUGGGGAAGAGAAAAUUGAAGGAGCUGAUGAUUGGAAGGGAGGAUUUAACGGCGGUUGGGAUUAGUGGAAUUGGGGGUUCGGGGAAGACCACUUUAGCUAGAGAAUUCUGCAAAGAUCCGGAAGUUCGAAGACACUUUAAAGAGAGAAUUUUGUUCCUAACAGUGUCACAGUCCCCUGAUGUGGAGCAACUGAGGAGAACGAUCUGGGGAUUUGUGAUGGGUUGCGACAAUGUCAAUUCUAAUGAUUUCAUUUUACAUGGGAGGCCUUCAAAUUCAGCGCUUUUGGUUUUGGAUGAUGUGUGGUCAAUUUCAGUUCUUGAAAAUCUGAUUCCAAAUGUAACUGGCUGCAAAACUCUUGUUGUUUCACGAUUCAAAUUCCCUGAAGUUCUUAGAGAAACUUAUGAAGUAGAGUUGUUGAAGGAAAGUGAAGCAAUUGCUCUGUUUUGCCACUCGGCUUUCGGACAACAGUCUAUUCCUUUGUCUGCUAACCACAACUUGGUCAAACAGGUUGUGAAUGAGUGCAAAUGUUUGCCUCUGGCUCUUAAAGUAAUUGGAGCAUCACUCAGAGGACAGAGCGAGAUGUUCUGGAAUAAUGCCAAGUCUAGGUUGUCACGUGGCGAGCUUAUUUGCGAGUCCCAUGAAAACAAAUUGCUUCGAAGAAUGGCAAUCAGUAUUGAACGCCUCUCGAGUAAAGUGAGAGAAUGUUUUCUCGAUCUAGGAUGCUUUGCUGAAGACAAAAAGAUUCCUCUCGACAUUCUCAUCAAUGUUUGGAAGGAGUUGCAUGAUCUUGAUGACGAAGAAGCUCUUGCCGUUCUUUUCGAGUUAUCUCAGAAGAAUCUUCUUACGUUGGUGAAAGAUGCACGCGGUGGUGACAUUUAUAGCAGUUAUUAUGAGAUGUAUGUCACUCAACACGAUGUCUUAAGGGACCUUGCCCUUCAUUUCAGUUGCCAGGAGAAUGUAAAUGACCGCAAGCGAUUACUGAUGCCAAAAAGCGACACAGAGCUUCCAAAAGAAUGGUUAAGGAAAUCAGCACAGCCAUUUAAUGCCCAGCUUGUUUCAAUUCACACAGGUGAAAUGAAAGAAAUGGAUUGGACGCACAUGAUAUUUCCUGAAGCUAAAGUGCUCAUUCUAAACUUCUCCUCGAUUGGAUACUUCUUGCCUUCUUUUCUUUGCAACAUGCCGAAGCUAAGAGCAUUAAUUGUGCUAAAUAACAAUGCAACACAUGCAACUCUCUCCAAUUUCUCAGUUUUUUCUAGUUUGGUCAACUUGAGAGGCAUCUGGCUGGAAAAAAUUUCCAUGACACGACUAUUCGAUGCUUGUACGCCAUUGAAACAUCUAAGGAAGAUAUCUCUUGUUUUCUGCAAGAUUAACAACAGCCUUGACGAGUCAGCGAUACAUCAGAUCUUCCCGUUCCUUUUCGAACUCAAAAUUGAUCACUGCAACGACUUGUUUAAGCUACCUUCAAGCAUUUGUGAGAUGCAAAGUCUGAAGUGUCUUAGUGUCACCAACUGCCAUAAUCUCAGUCAACUCUCUACCAACUUAUGGAAGCUGAAAAAUCUACAAAUCUUGAGGCUUUUUGCUUGCCCACUUCUCACAUCUCUACCCCCAAGCAUUUGUGUACUUUCUUGUCUAAAGUACAUUGACAUCUCCCAAUGUGUCUACUUAACCAGCCUUCCUGAAGAAUUCGGUAAGCUGACAAACCUAGAGAAAAUUGACAUGAGAGAAUGCUCGCUCAUAAGGAGACUACCUAGAUCAGUUGUGUCUUUGCAAUCUCUCUGUCAUGUAAUCUGCGAAGAAGACGUCUCGUGGCUAUGGGAGGAUUUGAAGGGUCACAUGCCUAAUUUGUACAUUCAAAUCGCCGAGAAAUGCUUUGACUUAGAUUGGCUCAACGAGUGACAGUCAACUUUGUUGUAAUUGUUGGUUUUCUUUUAUGUACAUAACUUUCUCUAUUCUCAAAAGUAAGCAAUAAUGCUAGUUCUUAGUGUUUUGAGCUCAUCACGAUCCAUUCGUGGAUCCAUCCAUCGAAUGGAGCUUAAAAUAUCAAGGCUACUAUUGUAUUUUAGUCAAAAGAAUAAAGUGUUCACUCCAUGGUUGGAGUUGCCAAGAAA